UCUCUAUCAUAGCGAUCCCAACAUCUGCUGCUGGGGGCGAGCAUUGCGUAAAAGAUGGGAGCAAGGAGUGGCGACUGGAGGCCUUAAAUAGCGGCGCGUUAAGUUGAGGAACAUCAGAGCUCCAGACAGCAGUCUUCAGCAUCUCUGGCAGGACGCAUCAUCUGUACCUAUACGUCUGACAGCACUUGCCGAGAUGAUGCGCAGAGCUUCCUCCGUCCUGAACAUGCACUCGUCCCUCUUCGCGCUUUACCUGGCUGCGCUUCAUGGAUUCCCAGCUGUGGACGGCGCCCCGAACCCUUCACCUCUGCUGGGUUCCAACUGGGGAAACCCAAGGAGAUACAUUCAUCUCCAGACCACCACAGAUAUGAGCAACUUCUAUAUGGAGAUCAGUUUGAAUGGACAAGUGCGAAAAACUACAAGCAGAGGCUCCUACAGUGUGAUUUUAUUAAAGGCUCAAACAAGGCAAAGUGUGGCCAUCCUCGGGGUGAAAAGUAACCGCUUCUUGUGCAUGGACACGGAGGGGAACCUCUUCAGUUCGCCCAUCUGCAAGGAAGAAGAUUGUCUUUUCAACCACGCACUUCUGGAAAACCGCUACGACGUGUACUAUUCAGCCAGAAACGGCAUGCUGGUCAAUCUAGAUCGGGCCAAGCAGGUUUAUGUCGCUGGGCAAAACCUGCCUCCGUCUGCGCUCUUCUUGCCAGAAACAAACACCAUACCACUUGAGCGUCUCUUACAUAGAGGAAAGAGGAACAGACCGACAAAUCCGGCCGAUCCGUAUAACACACUUGGUAACGGAGAGGGCUCUGACUCUCUGCCUGUUCCAGAGGAACAGGAGCCAGAUCAGGGUCAAGAUCAGGAACCGGGUCAAGUCUCCAAAGAGAAUCCGCUCUCUCUAAACGACGAGGACCCAUGGAAUACACGAACCAAGCCAGGGCCUGUCAGCCCUCGUAGUUUUGGGUCUAUGGGAUGAAAUAACUGUUUUUAGGCUUCAUUAAGAUGGGGUCCGGCAUGACCGAGCAAACAAAACGAAAACGAGCAACUUUUAGACCAAACGAUCAAGGGUAACCCCGGUGAUUGCCAUACACAAAAUCAUUCCAGUCCUUAGUUUACCUUCUGCACUUUUCCAGCGCGUCGCCUGUAUGCGCGCAUCUUCCUCUGACUCAAACUUUUACGCUAACUUUUCAGUUACG
Messenger RNA from Clupea harengus (Atlantic herring), 1190 nucleotides. It is a transcript of the gene fgf23, whose product is annotated as fibroblast growth factor 23. The record is from RefSeq and is a predicted model, not a curated record. Gene Ontology annotation, molecular function: growth factor activity. Lineage: Eukaryota; Metazoa; Chordata; Actinopteri; Clupeiformes; Clupeidae.